AUGUUUAAAGAAUUUGACUUUUAUGUACUUGCUUUGUUAUUAUCAUUACAAGAAGCAUUGACAAUAAAAAUCGGGUUUACAUUUGAUUUAUCAUCACAGUUCUGGAUCACUAAACAAACUAUUUUACUUUGUGGUAGUAGAUAUUCUUGGAAUAUGUAUCAAUUAGAUUAUUGA
Molecule: messenger RNA, 174 nt
Organism: Entrophospora sp. SA101
Lineage: Eukaryota; Fungi; Glomeromycota; Glomeromycetes; Entrophosporales; Entrophosporaceae
Source: the annotation of a GenBank genome assembly